AUGGCGGUGUUGAAAGAUGAAUGGGGAGGUUAUACUAUUCAGCUAGACGAAGAGAAAGAAGGCAACCAUGUAGCAUCUGUGGAUUAUAUCUUUCAGAGGAUUGGAGAACCUGUCCCUAUAAAGCUUCAGAACACCAAUUUUGAUACUGAAUGUCCUCCAAUAAGGCCUUUGGCCGUCUCUGAACAAUUUGGAGCCAUAUUCGUUGCACACAAUGAAGGGUUCUGUGUUGCAAAGACAAAGGAUGUUAUCGAGGCAGCGAAGGAAAUAAAGGAGAAAAAUCAAAGUUCAUGUAUCCAAGACCUUAGUGUUGUAGAUGUUCCAAUUGGUAAGGCUUACAUUUUGGCAUUGUCUACGGAUUCUUCAACGCUUGCUGUCACUGUUGGUGGAGUGGUUCAUUUAUUUUCGGUUGAUUCUCUUCUUAACAAGGAGCAAGAACCAUAUUUCUCAUAUUCACUUGAAGGAGGUUCAACCUAUGUCAAGGACUUACAGUGGAGAAAAAAUUCAGAAAACUCAUAUCUUGUUCUUUCAGAUCAUGGAAUGCUUUAUCAUGGAUUUAUCAAGGGUCCUUUCAAAGAUGUAAUGGACAAUGUUGAUGCUGUUGAUUGGAGUGUCAAAGGCAAAUAUGUUGCUGUUGCGAGAAACAGUAAUUUAAGAAUCCUGUCAUCCAAAUUUAAGGAACGGUUCUGCAUGUCAUUGUCAUUCAAGUCAUGGAUUAGUGAUCCUGAUCCAAAAUGCAGAAUAAAAGUGGAUUCACUCAAGUGGGUGCGAAGUGAUAGUAUCGUCAUCGGAUGCUUUCAAUUGUCUGAAAAAGGCAGGGAGGAAGGUUAUCUGGUUCAAGUAAUCACUAGCAGAGAUGGGAAAAUAACUGAUACUUCUUCCAAGCAUUUUGUUCUAUGCUUCAGUGAUAUAUUUUCUGGCGUAGUUGAUGAUAUAUUGCCCUUUGGAGGUGGACCGUGUUUGUUCCUGAGCUAUCUGGAGCCAUGGGAGCUUGCAUUUGUUGCCAACAAGAAGAAUACAGAUGAGCAUAUUAUUUUGUUUGGAUGGUCGCUGGAGGAACAGCUCAAGGAAGCUGCAGUAAUUAGUCUUAACAGAGAUAAUUGGCUCCCUAGGAUUGAGCUUCAGGAAAAUGGCGAUGAUAAUUUGAUCAUGGGGAUUGGUGUUGACAAAUCUUCCUUGUAUGACAAACUGAAAGUUGAAUUGGGGAACGAACUACACAAGGAACUCUCACCGUACUGUGUUUUGCUGUGUCUCACUCUUGAGGGAAAGCUUAAUAUGUUCCAUUUUGCAAGUGUUGCUGAACCUUCAGUCCCGCCUCGACCUGUCUUUUCUCUUUCUGACGAGGAAGAGGAUUCUUCAGCAUUCAUACAUUUGGAAAGUGAUACGUCCAAGACAUCAAGGGUAGAGGAAAACAAGCUGGAAGAAGUAGUUUCGGAUGUUACGGGAGAAAAGACUAGUAUAGAACUUAAUACAAAAGAAGGGGGGUACAUUCUGAAGGAAAUUGAUUUGAAACCCCCUGUGCUGAAUGUGACAUUGAAACCCUCAUUUGUUACUGAACAAAUCUCCCGUAAGGAUACAAGUACACAAAAUCAUGUAGUUGAAAAUUUUGCAAAUUCUAUGACAUCUGAAAUUUAUAAUAAACAUACAGAUCCUGCAAAGCAUAGUCAAGAAGCGGAACAGUCACAGAUUUCUGGACAGAAAAGCUCAAGUUCAGGGCAAUCAUUUCUGAAUCCACCUUCUUCACAGGGAUUUAGUUCAGCCUUCAGCGGGACAGAAACUCAAAAAGUUGGUUUAUCCUCGGAUGGGAAGAUCACAAGUGACACAUCUACCACCAAUCUUUCCAAUAAAAAUUCACUUAAUUGUGUUGAGGUGGGUAAAUUAUCCCUUGAAAAGGUUGGAUCAACUAGCUUUCAGAGCGCUGCAUCUGGUUCAGGGUCCAGUGGGAAAUUCUUAUUUUCAGAUGAUCUGAAUGCAAGAUAUUCUUCUGCUGCUUCCAGUUCUAUUCCAGUAAAAGUGCAUGAAAGUUCUGGUCUUAGCACAGUAAAUGCUACACCUCUUCCUGGAUGUCAAAAUUCAUCUGAUCUUGUGUCUGGUGGUAAGAUCCUCAGUUCAAAGAAGGACUAUAGUGCUAAUCCCUUCUCAAAUACCCAUUUUUCUGGUAGAGCCACUGAAACUGGAGGACAAAGAACUACUACUGGUGCAGGAAAUACUGAAUUAGUGCCUGCUAUACACAGCUCUCAAAUCUCAUUGCAGGAAAGUUCUGUGGUAGGAAGGUCUUUGAGCAGUAAGUUACAUCAUACAAAGGAAAAUAACAGAACUGCCCCAUCUUCAUUGGUGCUGGAUUCGGAUCCGGAGUUUUCGAAACAUUUUGGAAAUGUGAAGGAGAUGGCAAAAGAACUGGAUUCCCUUCUAUCAUACAUAGAGAAGGAAGGUGGUUUCAGGGAUGCCUGUACUGUCUUCCAGAAAAGUUCAGUUUUAGCAUUAGAACAGGAUUUGGACAAUCUUUCAGACAGAUGCAGAGCAUGGAGGAAUACAAUAGAAGUAUGCCUCGAGGAAGUACAAAAUCUUCUAAAUAAGACUGUGCAGGUCUUAGCAAGGAAAAUACAUAUGGAAGGCAUUGUCAAGCAAGCUUCUGAUAGCCAGUAUUGGGACCUUUGGGAUCGCCAGAAAUUGAGUCCUGAACUGGAUUUAAAGCGACGACAAAUUUUAAAAAUAAAUCAGGAUUUGACGAAUCAGAUGGUUGAAUUGGAAAGACACUUCAAUACUCUUGAGCUCAAUAAAUUUGGUGAGAAUAUUGGAGUCCCCAUGGGCCGUAGAGCAGUACAUGGCUGUUUUGAGGUUUCAGGACAAAUUCCAUCCUUGCAUACUUUGUAUAACACAAUGAAUUCACAAUUAUCAGCUGCACAGCAACUAUCUGAAUGUCUCACGAAACAGAUGGCUGUGUUGAAUAUUGAAUCACCAUCUGCCAAACGACAAAGUGUGGCAAAAGAGUUGUUUGAAUCGAUCGGACUUGCUUAUGAUGGUGACUCUUUCAACUCUCCAGACUUAAAAAGAGCUGUCGAUCCACCAGAUCCAGUAAAGAAACUUCCAUAUUCUUUGGGCAGUACUGCUGUCAAACAGAAGUCUAGGAGAAUCCCAUCAAAUGCUAUAAAAAGUUAUGAACCAGAGACUGCAAGGCGGAGAAGAGACUCACUGGAUCGAAGUUGGGCUAGCUUUGAGCCUCCAAAGACAACUGUCAAAAGAAUUUUGUUGCGAGAAGAACAAGCAAGGGUUACUGCAGAUAAAUCAUCCUUGCUGAUGACUAAGGAACGCCGUAGUUAUCAACAGCAUGAGCGAUAUUCUGAUGCCAGCUGGAAGGGCCAGACCUCAUCUCCUCCUUCCAUGUACAUAUCCAUGAACAAAGCUGAGUCGCUCAAAUUUCAAGAAAAAAAAGAUGUACAGGAUAAACCAUUAAAGCAGAAUUUUGAAUGUGAGUCAACUUUGUUCAAAUGGGCUGGUGACCGUUCACAGCUAUUGCACACUACAGGGUUGAAAUCUCCUGUGAUACAAGUAACACAGAGAAGCAAUCUUCAAUCUUUUUCAUUGUCAUCAGCAUCCGAAUCAUCACCCAGCUCUGUUCAGAAUAACAUGAGGGAGACUGGGGAUUUGGCUGCUGACAGAUCAAACACUGGUGUGAGUCAUGUUGGGAAGUCUGAUUCAUCAACAGUUCAAUCCUAUCCAUUCUCUUGGACCAAAGCUAAUACACAGAUUGAAGCUCCCAGGAACCAAAUACCAUCAACACGCUUGAAUUUGCCUCAGCAAACUCCAGUACCACCAAAGAAAGCACCAGAUGUAGAGACCCAAAGAGCCGAUCUCCCACAUUUGACUACUGAAGGAACUGCUCAGACAAAACCAACGGGAAGUGUGAAACAUGAAGCUGUUACUCCAGAAAAGUAUUCUGCAGUGCCUGAAAAAAGUCACAGCUCAUCAUUCCCUGCUGUGUCUACUAAUGAACCAGCUGCUUCUCUGCAUGGAAAAGUUUCCCAGUUUGAUGCAGUAACAACCAAGAUCCUGCCUGGUAUUACAGCAUCAGCUUCAGCAGUUUCUCCUGCAAUCUCAACAUCACCUUCAGUCUCAUUCCCAUCUCCCACGAUUUCUUUAUCAACAAAUCCUCCAAAUGCUUCACCCUUUUCAUUAGCGUCUCCACCAUCUUCAUCAUCAGCCAUGUCAUAUGGGGGAUUAUUAACUUCCAAACCUAGCACAGAAGCUGGUAAGAUGAUUCCAUUACCGAUGCAAUCUUCAGAUCCUUCUGGUCUGACCCCUUUUUAUUCAGGUCCUUUUCAAGCCCCAAAACCCCAGGCUUUGCCAGCUAUUCAAUCUGCUUCCCCAAUUUCAACAUCGCAGGCACCUUUUACAGAGCCUAAGCCUUCAGUUAGGGAAUUUGAUCAAAAAUCAGAUGUGAGUGCCAUUUUACAAGCUCCAGUUUCACAGCCUGUGCUUGCCACUGAUGAAUCUACUUUGAAGCCAGAGCCAUCCGUACCACCAGAACCUGCUGCAGGUGCGGCUUCAACAAGAUUGGCAUUUGGAAGCCAGCCAAGUUUCAACAAUGUAUUUAGUGCUGGUCCCAGUGUUGCUUCCGGUUCUAAAUCUGAACCACCAUCUGCUGCAACUGGUUCAUUCCCAACAUCUCUUUCAUCUUCCAACAGUGCACCCGAUGGAAAGAAGGAAAGUGUGGAAAUUACUCAAGAGGAUGAGAUGGAGGAAGAAGCUCCGGAUAUGACAACUGACCUGAGCCUGGGAAGCCUUGAUGGGUUUGGUAUUGGGUCAACCCCCCUUUCAGCUGCACCAAAACCCAAUCCAUUUGGUGGUCCAUUCAAUAAUGUGGCAUUGAAUCCAACAACAUCUCCAUUUACUCUUACUGCCCCCAGUGGGGAGCUGUUCCGACCUGCUUCUUUCAGUUUCCAGUCUCCUUUCAGUUCUCAACAAUCUCAACCAACUUCUGUGGCUACUUUCUCUGGUGGCUUCAGUACAGGAAGCGCUCUUUCACCUAGCACAGGAAGUGGUUUUGGCCAGCCAGCACAGAUUGGACCUGGGCAGCAAGCAUUGGGAUCUGUACUUGGUGCUUUUGGACAGUCAAGACAAUUGGGCUCCAGCUUACCUGGUAAUGCUUUUGCCUCUGCAAGUGGAUUUGGUGGUGGUGGGUUCUCAGCUGCUGCAAAAACUGGAAUUGGAUUUGGUUCUGAUAGCGGGUUUACUGGCACUUCUGCUGCAGGUGGAUUUGCUGGGGUUGCAUCAACUAGUGGUAGGUUUGCUGGUGUUGCUUCAACAGUUGGCGGGUUUCCUGGUGCUGCUUCAAGUGUAGGGUUUGCUGCCGCUGCCACCUCUUCUGGUGGUGGUUUUGCCGGAGCUGCCACUGGCAGUGGGUUUGCAGCAGCUGCUGCAGCAGGUGGUGGAUUUGGGGCUUUUGCCAACAAACAGGGAGGUGGUGCUUUUCCCACGUUGGGUGGCAGCAUGGGGGGGUCUGGUGGACCACCAUCCCAAUUAUUUACACAGAUGAGGAAGUAGUGGAAUACCUUGGAGUAAAGAAGUCAUAUGCUUGUUCGCUUGGAAUAUGAUUUUGUAUAUACGAGUACAUGAGAUCUUACAUCUUUUGCUGCAAAUUUUUAUGUCAGUAUUGAUCCACCAAUCCAAUGAAAAUGAUCAGAGCAUUGAGGCGAAGUUUGAUGAAACCAUAAAUCUUCUGCAACUGCUACUGCGAGCUGGGUUUACUAUUCCAUUUAACUUCUCAUGGAAAUGGGAGUUAACAAUGUAAACAUAGAUGCUAUUUUCUUCCCUUAAA
Messenger RNA from Telopea speciosissima, 5815 nucleotides. Its product is annotated as nuclear pore complex protein NUP214. Gene Ontology annotation, biological process: RNA export from nucleus. Bases 1 to 5541 code for a protein of 1846 amino acids. The transcript is spliced from 17 exons. Gene Ontology annotation, molecular function: structural constituent of nuclear pore. The record is from RefSeq and is a predicted model, not a curated record. Lineage: Eukaryota; Viridiplantae; Streptophyta; Magnoliopsida; Proteales; Proteaceae.